Conger conger (European conger) is the source of this 3590-nucleotide messenger RNA. RefSeq names its product NAD-dependent protein deacylase sirtuin-5, mitochondrial-like. Bases 243 to 1172 code for a protein of 309 amino acids. The record is from RefSeq and is a predicted model, not a curated record. Gene Ontology annotation, molecular function: protein-malonyllysine demalonylase activity; protein-succinyllysine desuccinylase activity; NAD+ binding. NCBI's taxonomy places the organism in Eukaryota, Metazoa, Chordata, Actinopteri, Anguilliformes, Congridae. The transcript has 9 exons.
CUAUUAAAGCAAAGUUGGUUGACUUGUCUGCUAGCUAACUAGCCCAGCUCUAUUUUCAGCGCGGCGUGCAAGUGAUAGUGGACAUAUGUGUCUGGAAAUAACCAAAGUUGCGUAGUUUUUAAAAAGUGGCUAUUGUACGUGCUCGAAUUUAUCAUUGGAUUGAGACUAUCCUUAGUUACUUCCUAUGUUUUACUGUCGUUUCCGAAGAGCUAACUUAGCCAGCAAUCUGUAAAAUAACUGUCAUGAUUCUCCGACGGCUCAACUCCUUAUGGGUGGUCCCACAACUACGUAUUGGAGUGGCAAACUCCCUGGUCAGACAGAGACAUCUAGUGGAGAUCGGUCGGUCUAUUUCUUCAGACAUGUCUGAGUUUCGACAGGUGUUUUCAAAAGCGAAGCACAUCGCGAUAAUCACGGGAGCCGGGGUCAGCGCGGAGAGUGGCGUGUCCACGUUCAGGGGCGUCGGCGGCUCCUGGAGGAUGUGGAAAGCGCAGGACCUGGCCACCCCUGAGGCCUUCUCGCGGAACCCGUCCCGGGUCUGGGAGUUCUACCACUACCGGCGGGAGCUGGCUUUGUCCAAAGCUCCCAACGCGGCGCACCGGGCCAUCGCGGAGUGCGAGGCUCGGCUGAGCAGACAGGGCCGCUACAUCACCGUCAUCACGCAGAACGGGGACGAGCUGCACCAGAGGGCCGGCUCCAAACACGUCCUGGAGAUCCACGGAAACCUGUUCAAAACCCGAUGUGUGAGCUGUGGAGAUGUGGCAUCCAGUCACCAGAGCCCCAUCUGCCCCGCGCUGGCAGAGACAGGUGACCCUGACCCGCAUGUAAGCGAUGCCAAUAUUCCCGCUGACCAGCUUCCGAGGUGUGAGGACGAUGACUGCAACGGUCUGCUCCGGCCGAACGUGGUGUGGUUCGGGGAGACGCUGGACUCGCAGGUCCUGACCAAGGUGGAGGAGGAGCUGAACAUCUGCGACCUGUGUCUGGUGGUUGGCACUUCCUCCAUAGUUUACCCGGCAGCUAUGUUUGGCCCUCAGGUGGCAUCCAGAGGCGUUCCGGUGGCGGAGUUCAACACCACGGCCACACCCUUCACCAACCGCUUCACGUUCCACUUCCAGGGGCCCUGUGGGACCACCCUUCCCCCCGCACUGGCUCGCCACGAAACCGAGGUCAUCUAGAGGGCGUGAGCAGGUCGCCCCGACCCACCCCCAACCCCAAAAUCACCACGCCCAUGCAGAUAUGUCACGCUGCAUUGUUUACAAAACCAGCCUGUCUUAAUAUACUACCUGUGUGUGUGUGUGUGUGUGUGUGUGUGUGUGUGUGUGUGUGUGUGUGUGUGUGUGUGUGUGUGUGUGUGUGCAUGUGUACGUGCGCGUGUACGUGCCUGUGUCGGUGUGGGAUUGGGGCGAUUAGGACACUGCCGUGAUAGUUUAAACGUACGUUUCAUACAGCCCUGUUUCCGUUCCACAUUAUGUGUCUCAGUGCUCAGUUCUCAGGAGUACCUGUAGUGGUGGUGGUGCAGCAUAAUUGUGCUGUCGGUGGUUUAAAGCGGCUAAAGAGUAAAGGGGCAGCAUUUUUUAUGCUGUGCAGCUGUGGUGUCUGGCUAAUUUCCUGCACUGGUCCAGCUUCCGGCAGAUCUCCAUGAUUGGCUUUUUCCCGGAGGUGACUGCACUGUUUACUUCCUGUCGCCCAGGCCCUGGGUGCUGUGCUGCUGAAAGUCCCUCCUGUAUCAGACACUCCGAGCUCAUAGCUCUCUGCCGCAACGCAUCAUUCGCAGGUGUGACAAGGUGCAUCAUUUGGCUAAUGAGGUGUUCCCUGUCCAGGAAGUGUGUCUGACCCUCCCGCUACUCAGAAGAGCAAUAUUUUAGGCGUUACACUUUUAUGCACAUCAUUGAGGUAUUAUUUAUGCUGGGGAUGGAAGGGGCUGUUUGAUUAAGAGGGCCUGUUUAAAAUGAUUUGUUGGCAGAUUCACAUUCAAGAUUUUCUUUUUGUUGCCUUACAUUCAGUAGAGAAGAUGAAUGGGCUCUUUGGUUGUUGUUUUUUUUUUUUUUUUUUUUGUAAGCAGAAUGUCUUUUAAUUCAGUGUAAUAUACUUUACUGGAAUCUGCAGAUCCUGCAACUGAAAUGAUUUGCUGGCUGAUGCUUUGCAAUGCAUGGUAGAAGGUGUAAGUAGUAGUGUAAGUUGUAUACAGGACAGUGACCAAAGCAGCCCUUAUGAGACCAAAUCACACCAGUCCAGUGCAAUGGCUAGCUUUGAUACUUAAGUCUAUUACUGGUUUCUUUAACCCUAUAAGGGGUGGUGCUAAGGUCAGUAUUCAGUCAGUCCUCUUUGGGCCAAUCGGAAUGCUUUGCUGUCCACUGCAGGGCAAAAUGAUUGGCCACCGAUGGCAUAUCGUUGCUCCACCCAUUGCACCUACACGUGCCUGUUUAGCAGUACAUUUUAAGACAGUCGGCUGGCAUGAAGUGAGCCGCAGGAUUAUGUCCUCGCGAUUUAUGGAAUAUUUAAAGGAGUGGCUGGUGUACAACGUCGGGACCUUUCUGUGGGUGCAGGAAUUUUAUCAGAAUCCCAUGAAUAUGUAUAUUCCCAUACGGUGGAUCUGGGACGGAAGCUUUCGUCUUGUAAGAUAAAAACUCGACUCGGAUUUCAUAUCCAGCAGGUUCUCUCGCUCUUUCUGAAAAACGCUUUUACUCUGCUGAAAUGAAAUGUGGCUCUGUUGAUUGGGCGGUUUGCCGCUUUGCUGGAAGAAAACCUUGCAGUCCCUUUGACCUUGCUACCCACCAGAAUGGGGGAUUAUUAGCCCUGUGUUCCUCUGCAACUGGUGCUUCCCACAGCUCUGUUCUGUGGGCAGAAGUCUCUGCCUCUGAGCCCGUCACUGUUGUUCAUGCUCUCAACAGUGUCCAUUAAAGAUGAGGCUGGAGAGCCAUUCUUACACAUUGUGCCUUCACCAGACAAAGUGUUCUUCAUGUCCACACCUGUAACUCGCAUCAAAACGACUGGACCGUCAUCAAACCCGGAUAUGUAGUGUUAAUACUGACCUCACAUGAUAUUACGUGUUUGAAUGAAUUCAUUUGACAAACCGUUUAACUCCCUUGUUCUUGUUUUCAGUGUGGUGCGCAUAGACAAUCAUGCACAGCGGGGAGAACAGCGCUAGCUUUCACUAGGAGUACAGGCCUCGGUGUAGGCCUGAGGUCAAACCGCUGCACUCUGUGUAAGUGGGAACAUUGUCAGGGUGGUAAUCUCAGUUAGAAAUUGACUGUAAGAUUCGCUGAGGGAGUCAGAGGGCACCUGGGAGGUCAGUAGGUGGUGGUUAUGCAAGAGUUUACCGCAGUACAUACUGUGUUUAUUGAGUUUUCUUGGCAAAGUGGACCGCUGAAAACACUAAAAGCAUAACUGUGUUGCAUAAUGCUUUGCAAUUUCAUCAUUUGAAUUUCCUGUGGACCAACAUUUUUAUAUUUUUACUCCUGAAAGUUGGAUUUUCUCUUUUGUGGAUGGAUUAACAUCUCUUUUUAUACAGUGCUCUUUCCAGUUUUACACAAGAUGCUUCUGAAUGUCUUUGGCUAUAUUCUUAUGCAAUAAAACGCACAAUAUUUUUUCCA